Messenger RNA from Rotaria sp. Silwood1, 630 nucleotides. Lineage: Eukaryota; Metazoa; Rotifera; Eurotatoria; Philodinida; Philodinidae. The record is from the annotation of a GenBank genome assembly.
AUGGCUUCCACACAUCAUCUUCGUAUUUUGGCUUUCGGUGCAUCACUUACUGAAGGUUUCUAUUCAGAUGGUUGUCUAUUUCAUCCAUAUACUAUUCGCCUUUCUCAACUUUUACGCCCAUUAUUUACGACAGUUGAUGUUGAUAAUGCAGGUUUAAGUGGUGAAGCAGUUUUAAGUGACACAAUGUUACCAAGACUUAAACGAUUAUUAUCAGUAGCAACAAAUAAAUAUAACUGGGUACUGAUUUUAGCUGGUACAAAUGAUACAAUACGUGAUCAACAAAAAGCUUCUCGAAUCUUCGAUGGUUAUAAAUUAUUAAUUAAUGAAUGUCAUAAACAUGGAGCUCGAGUACUUAGUAUGACUUUACCUGAAACAAUGUAUCCGCGAGAAUUACCAUUUGAUAAAGAACGACAAGAAUUUAAUCGAUUAUUACGAGAAGAAUUAGUAUCAAAAGAUAACUAUGAUAAUAAUAAUAUUGUAAUUCUUGAUGUUGAUCGACUUUUACCACAACAUUCACUUUCUUCUGUUGAACGUCGAGAGAUUUGGGAUGAUGGAGUACAUUUAACACCAAAAGGUUAUGAUCGAUUAGGACAAUUAGUUUUCAAUGUACUUAAACCUUAUCUAUCUUAG